CAAGUCUUUAUUAAUUCCUUUUUAUUAAAUGCCUGGAAUGACUGGAAAGCAAUAAAAUGCACUAACUACAGUACCUAUGAUACAAAGAUAAGCUUUAAGAGAUGUCAGGAUAACUUCAAUGUUAACAACAGGAGUAAACAUGCAGAACCAGGCCCAGUCACAAGAAGGUGUCUAUCAGCCUCAGCAGCAAGUUAUUUACACCAUUCAACCCCCAAAUCCAAGUGGCAGAGUUGAACGAUUCAAUGGAAGAGCAUCAAUCAGGAUUGGAUCCUUGAUGAUUGGGUUUGGGGUUCUAUCUAUUGCUCUUGGGGGUGCAGCUAUUGGUUUAUAUGGAACAGUGUAUGACAUUGGUACAGGAAUCUGGUGCGGGCUGUUGUUCUUUAUACUGACUGGAUCAUUUGGCAUUGCUGCAGGCAGAUCAAAAUCAAAAUGUUUGAUCAUCGCAUUUAUGGUCUUGUCAAUUGUGAUGGUGUCUAUUGCCUGCCUAAUUCUGUUGGUCAACUCUUCUAUUGGACUGGCAAAUGAUGUUGAUUACCUGAAGUAUCAAUGCAACAAUGAAUAUGAUUACCAUUUUUGCCAUAGCAAGGGUGGUGGACGAGUUGCAAUAAAUGCGCUACUGGUGUUGACAUCUAUCAUCCAGGCAGUACUGGGUUUUACAUCAUCGGCCUACUGCUGUAAGGCUGUCUGUUGUUGCAACAACUCAAGUGGAAUAAACAUGCAGAACCAGGUCCAGUCACGAGUAGGUGCCUAUCAGCCUCAGCAGCAAAUUAUUUACACCAUUCAACCCCCAAAUCCAAGUGGCAGAGUUGAAAGAUUCGAUGGAAAAGCAUCAGCCAUAAUGGGAUCCUUGAUGAUUGGGUUUGGGAUCCUAUCUAUUGCUCUUGGGGGUGCAGCUAUUGGUUUAAACGCAUCAUUGUUUUUCAUUGGUACAGGAAUCUGGUGUGGGCUGUUGUUCUUUAUACUGACUGGAUCUUUUGGCAUAGCUGCAGGCAGAUCAAAAUCAAAAUGUUUGAUCAUCACAUUUAUGGUCUUGUCAAUUGUGAUGGUGUCUAUUGCCUGCCUAACUCUGUUGGUCAACUCUUCCAUUGGACUGGCAAAUGAUGUUGAAUACCUGAAGUAUCAAUGCAACUAUGAAUAUAAUUACCAUUUUUGCCAUACCAAGGGUGGACGAGUUGCAAUAAAUGCUCUACUGGUGAUGGCAUCUAUCAUCCAGGCAGUACUGGGUAUUACAUCCUCGGCCUACUGCUGUAAGGCUGUCUGUUGUUGCAACAACACAAGUGAACCAAACACACAACAUGGUCAUAUUAUUGGACAAGGGCAACAAGGAGUCCCAGCAAUGACCACAAAUGGGCAACAAGUGAUCAUUGUGUCUGGCCAGCCAAGCAAUGCUGCCCCAAUAUCACAGAUGCAUGCCACCAACCAACCAGGAGUCCAUGCCAUCAACGUUUCACCUGGCUACAACAUCAAUGUACAACAAGCACCUGCAUAUAGUGCUAGUGUACCACAGGCCCAAGCUGCUGAUGGCCCACCUCCCCAAUAUACAGAGAAAGAAAAACUUUGAAUGGACUAAAGAUACGGAAAAUAAAUAUACUCGAUCAAAUUAGGGCAAAUGAUGAAAAAACAACAAUGUAGUCAGUUAAAUGAUGCCAAUAUAUAUCCAGGAGAAACAGAUAUUAUCGAUGACUUUUAUAAAAAGAAACAUUUGUUAAGGUCCUU
Messenger RNA from Owenia fusiformis, 1716 nucleotides. NCBI's taxonomy places the organism in Eukaryota, Metazoa, Annelida, Polychaeta, Sabellida, Oweniidae. The record is from the annotation of a GenBank genome assembly.